Molecule: messenger RNA, 1315 nt
Organism: Oldenlandia corymbosa var. corymbosa
Lineage: Eukaryota; Viridiplantae; Streptophyta; Magnoliopsida; Gentianales; Rubiaceae
Source: the annotation of a GenBank genome assembly
CAAGAGAAGAUAAAAAGAAAAAGAUAUUUCAAGAGAAAACAGAAGCAUCUUGGAGAUUUUGAAGUCAGCACCUUUUUACAGAUGAAAUGAGCUUCAAUUUUUGCAUCAAAUUUCAUCCUAAUAUGAGCCCAACCAUUUCCAUUCCCUCAAAAUUCAGCUGUUUUCAUCAUUACUCUCCCAGAAGGCACAGAACCCGGUCCUCAGUCCCUGUAAUUCUCUCUGUUCUUGGAACAUUCCGCCGUGUGACUGAAUUGGCAGGAGAUGAUGUUUUGGAAGCCUUUAUGCAAGAGAGAGAACUCAGUGGAGACUUUAUAGCGAAAAUUUCUGAUAAAAUUUGGCUUAAGUUUACUAAUGAUACUCAAAAAACCCAAAGAAACGCGGUCUUGGAUGGAGAUUCUAUCAAGCCUGUAGGACUCUCGGAACAGGAAUUAAAUGGAGAAGCUGAAAGUGGUGGAUUUCUGAAACUGAAAAGUACAAAUGAAUGGGUGUUAGGAGACACCAACUCGGCGCCUGUGAAUAAGAAGAAGACGGCUAAGGAGAUAAGGGAUGAUAGUGAAAGGAGGAGGAAGCUCAACCUGCUCAAAUAUGAAGCUCUCAAAAGAGAACUGCUAGUGCUUACUUUGGGGAUUGGAACCAUGUGCACUGGAUACUGUCUUACUGUGUUGUCGGUUGAGGCUGCUGUGAGCUAUGCAAUUGGUGUACUUUUCAGUUGCUUGUACCUUCAACUCCUAUGCCAACAUGCGGACAACAUUUCAAGAGAAAACAUUCCGGACAUUUUCAUGCAAAAGAAGUCAAAGAAAAUUGGAAUUAGAAGCCAGGAUCUAGAAGAUUUUUUUGAGAAAUCCAUCAAGGGUACCGGCAUUGCUCUUUCAUCUCCAAGGCUUGUGAUUCCUGCCGCAAUAUAUGGAGUGUGGGAAUUGUGUCAGCAUUUUGGCCAUGAUAUACUUGAUUUCCAGCUUGCUCCUGCGAUGCUCGGGAUAUUUGCAUAUAAAGCUGCUGCUCUUGUACAAGUCUACAGGGACAAUGAAGACCUCCAAUUCAUUUUCCCAGAUAAUGAAGGAAAAUCGGGUGAUUGAAUCUCCAUGAAGAUUUAACAGAUCAUACAUAUAACAAAGGAGAUAUCUAAUGUGCAUUAGUAAUAGUGAAUAGUUUUGCUAGGAAUGGAAGAUUUCAGAUUGUAGUGUAUAUUCAUGGAUGAGAUAAAAGUGUUCGAAAUUUUGUUCGUAUGUAGUUCUUCUGAUAUAUAUUAUCCGAACACUAUUUUUUUUUUUUUAAAUCCAUUCCAGUAGAUCCCACUUAAAUGUGGGUAAAACCU